Molecule: messenger RNA, 3129 nt
Organism: Morus notabilis
Lineage: Eukaryota; Viridiplantae; Streptophyta; Magnoliopsida; Rosales; Moraceae
Exons: 1
Coding region: 321-2654 (777 amino acids)
Source: RefSeq, a predicted model, not a curated record
CUCUCUCUAAAGACUUCUUCGUCUUUCAACACAGCAGUUGAACUGAACUGAAUCAUCUCAGUGUCUCCAAACAAAAAAAAAAAAAACAGAGAAAAAAUUCAGAAAGAUCGGUUGUAGUUCUCCGGCAAUGGGAACUCGCCGGAUUUUCAAGUUCCGGCCACCGUCGUGCAUGCUAAACAAUGCGACAGAAACGCCGUCGUUUCAGCCGACGUGAAAAUAAAAAACGACGACUAAACAGAACCCAGGGAGGAGAAAACGAAAAAAAGAAAGUUGUCAUCUUUGUCGUUCUUUUAUAAAAAAAAAGAAUUUAAGCUCCUCCAAUGGCGGCCACUAACACUAACACUAGUACAACAACAACUACAACAACAGCAACGGCGGCGGCAGCGGACACGUCGGCGGCGGAGGAGGCGGCGGCGAAGGCGGUGCAGAAGCGUUACGAAGGUUUGGUAAUGGUCCGUACGAAGGCGAUAAAGGGGAAAGGAGCGUGGUACUGGGCUCACCUGGAGCCUUUACUCGUCCACAACACCGACACCGGUCUUCCUAAAGCCGUGAAGCUCCGUUGCUCCUUAUGCGACGCCGUUUUCUCCGCCUCCAACCCUUCCCGCACCGCCUCCGAGCAUCUCAAGCGCGGCACUUGCUCCAACUUCAACUCCUCCGUUGCCAAACCCAUCUCCACCGUCUCCUCCUCCGCCGCCGCCACCUUCAACCACCGCAAACGCUCCUCCUCCUCCGCCGCCGCCGCCGCUGCGGCCACUUCCACUUCCACCUACAACGUCGUCUCCCCCCUCGCCAUCGUCGACCCAUUCUCCCCUUCCUCCGCCUCCGCCGCCGCUGCCGUAAUUCCCGGGCCGUUACUGACCUACCACCACCACCAUUUGACGCUUUCCGGUGGAAAAGACGAUCUGGGUCCUCUGGCCAUGUUGGAGGACAGCGUGAAGAAGCUGAAGAGCCCCAAAACCUCUCCCGGUCCGGCUCUUUCCAAGACCCAAAUCGAAUCGGCACUCGACUACCUUGCCGACUGGGUCUACGACUCUUGCGGGUCCGUCUCCUUCUCCAGCCUCGACCACCCCAAGUUCCGCGCCUUCCUCAACCAAGUCGGCCUCCCGGCGAUUUCCCGCCGCGAAUUCACCACCUCCCGACUCGACGCCAAAUUCGAGGAGGCCAAGGCCGAGUCCGAGGCCAGAAUCCGGGACGCCAUGUUCUUCCAAGUCUCCUCCGAUGGAUGGAAGAGAAACAUUAAUAGCUUUGGCGAAGAUAGUUUGGUGAAUUUAACGGUGAAUCUCCCCAACGGGACUAGCUUGUACCGCAGGGCGGUUUUCGUCACCGGUUCUGUUCCUUCCAAGUAUGCCGAGGAUGUUUUAUGGGAAACCGUGACCGGCAUUUGCGGCAACGUUGUUCAGCAGUGUGUCGGGAUUGUCGCUGAUAGGUUUAAGGCCAAGGCUUUGAGGAGCUUGGAGAGCCAAAACCACUGGAUGGUCAAUCUCUCUUGUCAAUUCCAAGGCUUCACUAGCUUGAUAAAGGACUUUAGUAAAGAGCUUCCUUUGUUCAAGUCUGUUACACAGAAUUGCCUAAAGAUCGCGACUUUUGUUAAUAACAAGUCCCAGGUUAGGAAUAGCUUUCACAAGUAUCAAAUUCAGGAGUAUGGCUAUGCCGGGUUAAUAAGAGUUCCGUUGGCCGAGUAUUAUGAUGGGCAAAACAUGAGGUUCGAACCGGUUUUCGUUAUGAUUGAGGAUGUGCUGAACUCGGCGAGGGCGCUUCAGUUGGUUCUGCUUGAUGAGUCGUUUAAGUUGGCUUCCAUGGAGGAGCCUAUUGCUAGAGAGGUUUCUGAGAUGAUUGGGGAAGUGGGGUUUUGGAAUGAGGUUGAGGCUGUUCAUUCUUUGGUGAAGCUGAUCAAGGGCAUGGCUCGGGAGAUUGAGGUGGAGAGACCGCUAGUCGGGCAAUGCCUGCCUUUGUGGGAUGAGCUGAGGAGCAAAGUGAGGGAAUGGUGUUCAAAGUUCCGCAUAGGUGAAGUAGGGCCGGUUGAGAAGAUUGUUGAGAGACGGUUCAAGAAGAAUUAUCACCCCGCUUGGGCUGCAGCGUUUAUACUCGAUCCGCUUUACUUGAUUAGGGACACUAGUGGCAAGUAUCUCCCUCCAUUCAAAUGCUUGACGACCGAGCAAGAGAAGGAUGUUGACAAGCUCAUAACGAGGCUUGUCUCGAGGGAAGAGGCGCACAUUGCUUUGAUGGAGCUCAUGAAAUGGAGAACCGAAGGGCUUGAUCCGGUGUACGCCCGGGCGGUUCAGAUGAAGGAGAGGGACCCCAUUACCGGGAAGAUGAGAAUUGCUAACCCUCAAAGUAGUAGACUUGUGUGGGAAACUUACCUUAAUGAGUUUAAGUCAUUGGGGAAAGUGGCUGUUAGGCUCAUAUUCCUUAACGCCACUUCUUGUGGGUUCAAAUGCAAUUGGUCAUUGUUGAGGUGGGUGUCUUCUUCUGUUCAUGGCCAUUCCAGGGUUGGUAUGGACAAGGCUCAGAAGUUGAUAUUCAUCGCAGCGCAUUCCAAGCUCGAGAGGCGCGAUUUCUCGAGCGAUGAAGAAAAGGAUGCGGAGCUAUUGGCAUUGGCAAACGGUGAGGAUGAUGUGCUAAAUGAGGUUCUUGUAGAUACAUCCUCAGUGUGACAUUCUUUUUUUUUUUUUUGUUUUUUUUUGUUUUUCUUUUCUUGGUUCUUUUCCUGAGUAGGAACUUGAAAAAAAAAUGUAGGAUUUAUUGAAUUCUUUCUUUCCCCUACUAUUUUUUCUUAAGUUGUACCUGUUUAUUAUUACUUACUUUUUAGAUGAUUUUGGGGGGCAGAAAGGUGGGAGAAAGAAAUAGAGUUUUACUGAUUAGGGAUUGAAUUUUGUAAGCAAACCUGCCAUGGCCUCAGGAUUUGGAGCAACUGCCACCCCUCUUUUUACCUUAGCAUGAUUUUCUGAGUUUUUCGGGUUUGCAGGGAAAAAAACAAAAAAAAAGAAAAAAGAAGGAAAAAUCUUGUUUGUGAAGAAGAUAGAGGAUGGUGCAUAAAAUUAGAAGUAGAAGAAGAAGACCAGGAAGGAUUGUAAAAUUUUGUACCUCAAGUACUAAAUAAUAUUUUAUAAAAGGGGAAGGUUUUUAUGU